This is a messenger RNA of Talpa occidentalis (Iberian mole), 5015 nucleotides long. It is a transcript of the gene PIGA, whose product is annotated as phosphatidylinositol glycan anchor biosynthesis class A. The transcript is spliced from 6 exons. Gene Ontology annotation, biological process: GPI anchor biosynthetic process. The record is from RefSeq and is a predicted model, not a curated record. NCBI's taxonomy places the organism in Eukaryota, Metazoa, Chordata, Mammalia, Eulipotyphla, Talpidae. Gene Ontology annotation, molecular function: phosphatidylinositol N-acetylglucosaminyltransferase activity. Gene Ontology annotation, cellular component: glycosylphosphatidylinositol-N-acetylglucosaminyltransferase (GPI-GnT) complex. The coding region runs from base 1245 to 2498 and encodes 417 amino acids.
AGCGACCUCGGUGAGGGAAGCCUGGGCAGUGGCGGGGGACUCGGGGGAAGCCCCGUCCUCAUGAGCCCGAGACUCCUCGGGUCUCCCGGAGGCUCCCCGGGAGCUUUGGCGGCGAUGGACUGCCCGGGGACUCGUUGGCCACGCGCGAGAAUCCUCAGGCCGUCUCGCCUUUGCCACUUUUUAGUGCCUGGGUGGGGGUCUUGCCCGAAGCGCCCAACAAGUGGUCUGGCUUCUCAUUUGUGAGUCAGAGCUACUCGGUGCCUGCAUCUCCAAGCCUCCCUUCGCCUUGAAAAUCGCAGUCUGUGGUCGUGCGGCUUGUUGAGCUUUUAGACUGUAAAGCUGUCAGGUGUGAUCACCCGCAGAAGUCGCCGACUCUCACAGAGCGUUGCAGUUUCACUUCUUUCGAUGAUUUCGUGUGGUCUUUGGCUCACGGUUUUCGUUACCGUCCCUCUUUUUAAACUUAAUAGCACUGGAAAAUUUGGGUUUAGGUGACAGACCACAGGAAGAAAAUGUUAGGGAGACCGCUUUAGAGCACAAACUUUAAGAAUCUCAUUUGGUGAAACUGAGUUAUGAUUAGUAGAUUCACAUCAACAAACACCGAGUGUUUUUGAGACUGCCAUUAAAAAUAUAGAUGACUUUGUUGAGAGAAUAGUUAAGACGUUAGGCACGUGCAGGUAAUAUGCAUUUUCUGAGUUUGCAGGAGAAACCGGGAACUCUGCCCUUUAGGAUGACUUCCUGAGAGAUAGCUGUUUCUGGAGACAGGGAAAUCUCAUUUGUAAAGCUGAGGAAGAGUUUCACCAGCUUUCCAAGACUCUUGGAAAGUGGAGCUUUAAAAGUCUAAGAAACCAUACUGUACUGAAUACUGAGUAGGCAUUUCACGCCCAUGGGGGUCUAGGGGUCCCCAGAGAUGAGCAUUUCCCACUUUAGAUGUAGACAAUGGCUGCAGCUCCCCCCCAUUUUUAGUUUACUCUUUACUUCCAGACUCCAGACUGAAGGGAGGGACACUCAUGGAAGGAAGACUUACAUCACUGGAAGAGAGGUCUAGAAAAUGGACGGUGGGGGUUGAUGAUCACCAUUUUGGAUAAGGAAAGAGAAAAUGUGUGUGUGUGUGUGUCUGUCUGUCUGUCUGCAGCCAGCACUACUGGUGGCACUUGCUGAAGGUGCCCUCAAGAAGACAGUUCUAGCUCCAGGUAACAGCGACACAACUGGGUUGCUCUAAGGACUCAUGCCUGAACCAUCUCAGCAUGGCCUAUAGAGGAGGAGGAAGAGGAGGAGGGGGAGGAGGAGGAAAAGAAGAAGAAGAAGAGCAUGACCAGCCUUCCUCAGCUGUGCUCUCCUGCGUCAACCCUGGAAGUGUUUGCAUAAGUAGAAACCGGGCCCAUAGUAUCUGCAUGGUGUCGGACUUUUUCUACCCGAACAUGGGAGGCGUGGAAAGCCACAUUUACCAGCUCUCUCAGUGCCUGAUUGAAAGGGGGCACAAGGUCAUUAUUGUCACCCAUGCUUACGGAGAUCGGAAAGGCAUCCGUUACCUCACCAAUGGCCUCAAAGUCUAUUACUUGCCUUUGAAAGUCAUGUACAACCAAUCUACAGCCACGACCCUCUUUCACAGUCUGCCACUGCUCAGGUACAUAUUCGUUCGGGAGAGAGUCACGAUAAUCCAUUCCCAUAGUUCUUUCUCUGCCAUGGCCCAUGACGCCCUCUUCCACGCCAAGACCAUGGGGCUCCAGACCGUCUUCACGGACCAUUCCCUUUUUGGAUUUGCUGAUGUCAGCUCGGUGCUUACAAACAAGCUUCUAACUGUGUCUCUCUGUGACACAAACCACAUAAUUUGUGUCUCUUACACUAGUAAGGAAAACACUGUGCUCAGAGCAACACUGAAUCCUGAAAUAGUGUCCGUCAUUCCUAAUGCUGUAGAUCCUACUGACUUCACGCCAGACCCAUUUAAAAGGCACAGUAGUCUCACUGUUAUUGUUGUCAGCAGACUUGUUUACAGAAAAGGGACCGAUUUGCUUAGUGGUAUAAUACCCGAACUCUGUCAGAAAUAUCCAGAUUUAAAUUUCAUAAUUGGAGGAGAGGGACCAAAGAGAAUCAUUUUGGAAGAAGUACGGGAAAGAUACCAGCUCCAUGACAGAGUGCGUCUUCUGGGAGCCUUAGAACACAAGGAUGUUCGAAAUGUCUUAGUGCAGGGACAUAUUUUCCUUAAUACGUCCCUCACUGAAGCUUUCUGCAUGGCGAUUGUGGAAGCAGCCAGUUGUGGUUUACAGGUUGUAAGUACCAGGGUUGGUGGAAUUCCUGAGGUACUUCCAGAAGAUCUUAUUAUUUUAUGUGAGCCUUCUGUAAAAUCUUUAUGUCAAGGAUUGGAAAAAGCUAUUUUUCAACUGAAGUCAGGAGCAUUGCCGACUCCAGAAGACAUCCACAACAUAGUGAAGACUUUCUACACUUGGAGGAAUGUUGCAGAGAGAACUGAAAAAGAAAAGGAUUUUGCAUAUCUGGGCUGAUGGACAACAUAACAAGUUAGAAUUCAAAAUGCACGUGACAGAUGUUGGAGAAAUGAUCACACAUAAAAAACAGCUGUAGAGAAUUUCCAGAAGGAUUGGUAGAGGGGCUGGAUUAAUACCCUUAAGUGGGACAGGACGGUUGUGGGAAAUGCUUCCUGAUUUCAAAUUUGGAACUUAAGUUUAUCCCACUUGUCCACCUCAUGCUUCCUAUUACCAUCUUACAAGCUGCAUGGAGACUCUGCUUUUUAAGUUAUAGAAAUUGUGAACUAGAAAGACAGUCAUUUGAGAGCAAGGAGAAGGUAACGGUUUAGAUGAGUGCUUUAUGCUGUCAUUGUGUUCAGUGGAGCAGAGAGUAAUAAGGAGCUAAGUAGAAUAGCUCUUAACUGUAAAGCUUUUUUACUUGGUUGGAAUUAUCUCUUCCUAUAUAUAAAAUGAUCCUAUAUUUGAAUAUAAGUGCAAACAAAUUCUUGUCUAAAACUAUUGCAUGCAAUCCAUUUUUCAUUGAAAUAUGAGACAUUCCAGUUAACAGUCAGUCAGAGAUAUUGAUUGCAAUAUCCUUGAGACACUCCCACCUUCUAGAAGAUUAGCAGCAUCUCCACCGAGAUACCAUAACUACAUUUCCCUCCUUUGCCUUUGGCAGCUGGAGCCUAGCACUGAUUAUCUGCUGGGGGUGGUGUGCAAGUCACUGCAGUACCCUUUUCAGGAUCUUGUCAUUCCAUAGUCCUGUCUCCCUGCCUCCUCUGUUAUUGCCAACCUUCUGCUAGGACCUUUGAGGAGCACAGGGUGGUUUGGGAAUGGUGGGCUGGCAGGUGUGGUUAGACAGGUUUUUUUCCCCCAGUGAUGCCCACCUUGCUCUCACCCCAGUGGAGAACCACAGCUCUUAAGUUGUGACUUCACCUUCUUGAUUGAUGUCAUGUAGAUCUCAGAAGACUGAUCUAUUGUGGAUAACACAUUCACGAACAAAGAACUGUGGUGGCAGUCUAGAUGAAAAUGCUACCAGUUUUCAGCAGUAAGCUUUAUUUUGUUUGCCAGUUUGACCUAUAUUCUCUGCUAACAUUUAGCAACACUUGUUAAAGGAGCUAAUUAGGAUUGCUUUUUAACCACAAAUUUUCUUUGAGUUACACUUAAAGUAACAGUAGAGCAUCUGAAUUUUUUUUUUUUGUCUUACACUCUACGCCAAUUAGUAGAAUCCAUUCAGGAAAAAAGUUAAUCCCCAUCUGUGAUGGAUGGACAGUCAUCCCUGACAUUCUCUUCACAAUAGUCAGUUGGUAUUUUGCCACUUACAAUCUUAAAUUUAUUGAUCUAGAAAUAAAGGUGGACAAAUGGGUCACUGUGUAGUUGCUCUUUUAACUCUCCUUGUUCGUUCAGGACAAUUUCAUCCUUUUCAGCUCCUUGGUUUAACUGUACUACUUAGUUGGUGCUGAAAACAUACAUUUGUGGUUGUAAUUCACCAGCUUCAGGAAAUCCUGACUCGGAAGCACCCCAGUUGCCCUGGGAGUGGGUGGAAAUAUAGUGCACCAUGGGUCUGUGGAACUGCUCCGCAAAUAUAACUUUAAGUUCAAAAGGAGUUGGUUUACAGGUCUGAUGCGUGAGAGUGAGCACAAGUAACGCUCGAAUGCAAUUAGUGUUGGCUUGUCUGAUGUUUUUGAAAAAAGUAUGUUUAAAGAUCUUUGUUUUAUUUCAUAUUUCAGGUUAGUGCUUAGCAGUGCUUUAAAAAGCAAGCCACAUACUACCAGUCAUCAGCAGUAAGCUGCUUUGUUUGCCAGUGUUUGCCCAGGACCAUCCACCACCCCCAGCUCUUUCAUGCCUCCCUUAAUGACCAUGUCACUGAACGUUGUUUCAGUCAACAAUGACCCACAUAGAUGGCAGUGGGCCCAGGGGUGCUGAAGGCUGUUGCACAUAAGUUUAUGCAGUUAUGCUCUAUGGUGUUCGCACAGUGAUGAGAUCACCCAAGGAGUCAUUUCUCAGGUGUCCCCAUUAUUAAAUGACACAUGAUUGUACUUGAAACCCAUGAACUGUGUGUCUGUACGCUCACCUUCUGUGCCAGGCAGCGCAGCUCCUUCGCACGGCUGUGACAGGAGGAGACGCUCUCCCCAGGAGCACGCGGGAUCGUAACGGGCUGUGGUAGACUCUGCCAGACAGCAGUGCGGGCUACCUCAGCCGAGUCAAGGAGUCCUAGAAGGCCGGUCCUGCUUCAGGGAGUCACUAUGAGUUAAAUGUGGUCUCUACAGAGGCACCCCGAAAAUUGAUUUCAGUUUCUCAGGGCUUGGAAAUCCUGGUACUUAGUUCUAAUUGGUGGUGGUCCCCAUGGGACAAGAGCCAUGGUGCGCCUCUCUAUGUGAUCUAGCAGGAGCAGCUCCAUAAAGUGUGCGUCGAAUUAAUUACUGUAGUGAAUUCAUUAAUCAUACCAUUACCAUAACAACAAAAUGUAAGCGAUUUCUGUUUGCGUCUUCGAACGUUCCUGGUCCAUGCAGGUGGUGGUUUUUUAGGUCAGAGUGUUCAUUCUCGGCCUUUUCC